AAAUCAAUAGGCUUCAAUCGAACAACCCAGUCCGAAUGGUAUAAAACUAUGGUCUAUUUACGUGUCGCAUUUGCACCUUGAAGAAAGAUUCUUGAAAUUAGCAGAGCUAUGGCGGAGGCGGAGGCGGCGACGGCGACGGCGACGGCGACGGCGUGGAGCAGGGAGACGGUCCCUCGCGUGCUUGAGAUCGUGAGCACGAGGCUCCCCCAGCGAGACGUCUACGCGCUCUUGCUCGUCAGCCCCUGGUGCUACCGUUCCCUCCUCUCCCACCCUGCCCUCUGGCAGGUCCUUGAUCUGCAUGAGAUGAGUCAAGCAGGAGAGCGACUGAUUUCUGCACUUUCACUGGCCAGAUAUCGACAAAUUAAAAAGAUAAACCUUGAAUUUGCACGGGAUAUCGAAGAUGAACAUCUUAUUCUCCUUAGAAGCAAGGGAAUAGAGUCACUUCAAGGCUUGGAGAAUCUAAAUCUGAAUGGCUGUCAGAAGAUUUCAGAUAGAGGAAUUGAAGCUAUAACGAGUGUUUGUCCAAAGCUGAGGGCUUUCUCUGUCUAUUGGAAUGUUAGGAUAACCGACUUGAGCAUAAAGCACAUUGCCGAGAACUGCAGACAUAUAAUUGAUUUGAACUUGAGUGGUUGUAAGAACAUUUCAGACAAAAGUAUGCAUCUUAUAGCUGAAAGUUACCAAGAAUUGGAGGAAUUGAACAUUACUAGGUGCAUCAAAUUAACAGAUGGUGGAUUACAACAGAUACUUCUAAAAUGUUCUUCACUCCAAAGUUUGAAUCUAUACGCCCUUUCAAGUUUUACUGAUAAAGCUUAUGAAAGGAUAGCAUUGUUAGCACAUCUUAGAUUCUUAGACCUUUGUGGUGCCCAGAAUCUGUCUGAUCAAGGCCUUUCAUGUAUAGCAAGGUGCAAGGAUCUGGUUUCUUUGAACUUGACAUGGUGUGUACGUGUUACUGACACAGGAGUAAUGGCAAUUGCUCAAGGUUGCAGGUCUCUUGAAUUUCUCAGCUUGUUUGGAAUAGUUGGGGUAACUGAUACAAGUCUGCAGGUUCUGUCAGAGUUCUGCUCAAAUACCCUUACAACCCUUGAUGUAAAUGGAUGCAUUGGCAUUAAGAGAAGGAGCCGCAGUGGCUUGCUUCAAUUAUUUCCACACUUGAAGUGUUUCAAAGUGCACAGUUAACAAUGAGCUAGGAACUCAGCGCUCGAUAUUGUCCUGUUCAUGUUGGAGUUUCCAUCGGCGCAGGUUGAUGCAAUACUGGAGAGCAAUCAGUAGCAGUAUCAUAAAGAUUAUUUAUGUAUUGGAAAUCGAAGUGUCGCACCGAAGAUGUUGGAGGAUCAAGAAGAAGAGAUCAUUCCUCAGAAUUCACUACCUCUGAAAGAGUUGGAAGACUCUUAAACAUUGCAUUUUGUGUGUUGUCUGUAAUCUGAUUAAGGGUAAAUAUAGGACACUUCAAAUCAAUCGGUAAGCUAGUAAACUCGGAUUUUGUAAAAGCAUCAUUCUUUUAUGCUGUUUGUUUUUACCACAUAAGGUUCAUGAUUGUUUUGAUCAUACCUUUUCUUCUGUUCUGCAAUCCGUGAAGAGAAGCAUCAGCUUUCUACCC
Phoenix dactylifera (date palm) is the source of this 1597-nucleotide messenger RNA. Its product is annotated as RNI-like superfamily protein. Gene Ontology annotation, molecular function: protein binding. Gene Ontology annotation, biological process: SCF-dependent proteasomal ubiquitin-dependent protein catabolic process. Lineage: Eukaryota; Viridiplantae; Streptophyta; Magnoliopsida; Arecales; Arecaceae. Gene Ontology annotation, cellular component: SCF ubiquitin ligase complex. The record is from RefSeq and is a predicted model, not a curated record.